AUGCUUGUCUUUCGUCCUCAAGAAGCUUCUUGUCAUGUCAAUCUCGAGUUAGAAAUGGCUGCCUCUAUUCCAAACAAGCCUAUGGACAGUGUCAACUAUUCUGACUGCGAAUAUAGCAGUAUUACCGGGGUCGAAACCUGCGCUGGGACGAAGAAAGAUGGAAGCAAAUGCGGCAAGAUGCUUGCCGUGGUUGUCAGAUAG
Molecule: messenger RNA, 201 nt
Organism: Sclerotinia borealis F-4128
Lineage: Eukaryota; Fungi; Ascomycota; Leotiomycetes; Helotiales; Sclerotiniaceae
Source: the annotation of a GenBank genome assembly